This is a messenger RNA of Schistocerca americana (American grasshopper), 3480 nucleotides long. Its product is annotated as ubiquitin-conjugating enzyme E2 Z-like. Gene Ontology annotation, molecular function: cysteine-type endopeptidase inhibitor activity; ubiquitin conjugating enzyme activity. The transcript is spliced from 5 exons. The coding region runs from base 192 to 1289 and encodes 365 amino acids. The record is from RefSeq and is a predicted model, not a curated record. Gene Ontology annotation, cellular component: nucleus. Gene Ontology annotation, biological process: negative regulation of apoptotic process. NCBI's taxonomy places the organism in Eukaryota, Metazoa, Arthropoda, Insecta, Orthoptera, Acrididae.
AUUUGCCCCUCCUGUCAUCUGUUUCACAGCCGUGAUGGCGAGCGCAAGUUGUUUGUGUUGCAGUCUGCUGUGCUGUGCACAGCGUUAAGUUUGGACAGUUGCCGCAAUCUCGAUAAAAUUGCUGCAGAGUUUCAUCAAAUUUGGGGUUAUUUUUAUGCCUUGUUGUCAUUGCGUGACCAUACAAACGAAAAAUGGCAAAGCCACAAAAUAUUAAAGUUGUUGCUGUUACUGCUGUCAGUUCAUUAGGUUCGGAUUGGGACCCUAUUACAAAUACAGAUUGGCAGAAGGAGACGCCGUCAGCACAAUGUCUUCUGAGGAUUAAAAGGGACAUGAUGUCGAUCUACAAUGAACCACCGCCCGGUCUGUUUGUCGUUCCUGACGAGAAGGACAUCACUGUGAUCCACGCGCUUAUCACGGGUUCGUUUGACACCCCUUACGAGGGUGGCUUCUUCUACUUCCUCGUGCGAUGCCCUCCAGACUACCCUAUACGACCACCACGUGUCAAGCUCAUGACGACUGGAGGAGGCACUGUCAGGUUUAACCCAAACCUGUACAAGAAUGGGAAGAUAUGCCUCAGUAUUCUUGGGACAUGGACUGGCCCCUGCUGGAGUCCAGCCCAGAGUUUGGCAUCCGUCUUGAUAUCGAUUCAGAGCCUACUCAAUGAGAAGCCGUACCACAAUGAACCAGGAUUUGAGCGGGAACGAUGCUCCGGUGAUGCUAGUCGGUAUAAUGACAUAAUACAUCACGAGACCCUGAGGGUUGCCGUCUGUGGAAUGCUGGAAAAUGAGACUAUGCUUGCCAUUCCAGAAACACUAAUGGAGGUUAUGGAGAAAACAUUCUUGGAGUUUUACGACUAUUACGAGCAGUCUAUUCGACGUAAAAUGCAUCUUAAUGGUCACUACAUGCAGGAUCCUUUUGGUGAAGAGCGAGGCAUUUUUCAGUACCAAAUUAUACUGGCACGCAUCAAGGCCCUACACACAAAAUUGUCUGAAAAGUAUGCCUCUACUAGCUCGAGCUCCAUCCCUACACUGUUCUCGACAGCACGAACAGCUUGCUCCGCUGGCAGCGAGACGGCCACCACUCCCGGAAACCUCAGCGAUGAUGAUUUUCUCCUGUCUUCUCCUCCUUCUCCGUCGUCGACGUCGGACGACACUUCCAGUGAGACUUCUGUCGGGGCGGAAGAGAACGCGAAGGGAAACGACGGAGCUGGCGAACCCAAUACAUCUUCGGAGCUGGUGAUGUCUGGAGAUGAGGCAUCGGCAGUCGGUGUCAAGAACAGUGAGAGCUGAUGUGCGGGUGGGACGGGUGAAUCGGGUGUUGCCAUUUGCCGGCUGUGAAACCUCAGUGUUGUAACCACUGGUGGAGACUUUCAUGAACUUAGUGUAAAUUUGUGAUCGGUGUGUAUGUUGAAUGUCUAUUGUAUAUUAAAUUUCAUAAAAAGAUAACAUAUAAAUCAUACUGUUAUAAAGAAAAUUAUAUUAAAACUGACACACUUAACUUGUCUGAGGGCCCAACCCUUCCCAAGAGAAUGUCUUUUCAGUGAUUUUAAUAUUAGAUAUGCAUUUGACAUUGUGUAUUUUUUGUUAUAUACAAGUUAAAAUUGGUAGAUACUUUAUUUUCUCUAUGUGCACCAAAUUUCCUGAAUGUGUCUAAUGCUUCAUCUGUUUGCAAUUCAAUGUGAAUAAUGUGAUUUCAGUCUGUUUGAUGUAUUAGUUGAUGACAUUUCUGUUAAAUGGUUAACAUUUUACACUAAACUCUUGCCAGGUUUUUUAAUGCCUUAAUGUGGCUAACCAGCUGAGUGUUGGUGCACUAUUCCUCCCCUCCCCUCCCCUCCCCUCUCGUGUCAUUCCACUUAGUGGGUCAAUAAACUAGUUGUAAGCAGGGGAUGUUUAUCAAAAAACAGCUUAUCAGGCUAUAUUUUAGUGGCCAAUUACUAUUGCCUAAGAUAUGAUUUUAUUUUUUAUUCAACAAUUUACUAGCAUUUCCAUUUGACUUUCACCCUCCUUUACUGUUCAUUGAAUGAAAAUGUCAACUUCUGUCCUCAUCUAUUUCAUGGAGCAGUUUUGACUCUCAUGCAAGCACUUAACUGCACAAUUUUUACUGGUCAAGGAGACCAAUGUGUUGAACUGAAAGUGUGGAAAAUGAAAAGUUUUUGAUUAAAUAUUUACAUUGUGAGGAAAUAUAGUUGUAGCUUUGCCGUCAUCCUCAGGUAAUGUAGUUGAGUGAUCAGGUAUUACUCUUCAAGUUCUAUUUACUUAAUGAUGUAAAUAUAGACUGGCACAAUUAAUGCUACAACAUUUUCCUAUUUAGUUUGGAAAUGUUACCACACGUAUGUAGAUCUUGGCUUUGAAUUCUGAGGAGCAGUGAGGCUAGAUACAAAAUGAAAUUUGGUACAAAGUUUGACGUAGUGGAUGUAAAAAGUGUAUCUUUGUCUAGUAUUUGAAUAAGUGUGAUAUGAUGGUGCAAACAUCCUAAAAUAUAUAUUCAGGGUAUUUAAACAUGGGCUCAAUUCUUCUUAACUAAAGACAGGCUUGCUUAAAAUUUUGAACUUCAAACUAUCAACAAAAAUUUCCACCAGGUAGUGUGUUUUUGAUAGAUGUACGAUAAAAUAUGUCAGUAUCUUUUUCAGAAUAAUAAUGUCAUGUUGAGUCAUAAAAUUGAUUCCUUUGUAGCUUUUAGAAAAGACUGUUUCCAUAAAUAAUUUGUUUGUAAUUUAGAUCAGUUUUUGUGAUUCACGUAUUUUAUUUACUGAACUGAGAACAAAAACUCGGACAUUGCUCAUAUGCCGUGGCUAUUUAAUGCCUGAUGGUGUUCGUUGCUAAAAUAGAUUUUUACUGCUAAUGCAAUCUUUGUGUAUAAAAUUUGUUUGCUAAGGUCGUAUUUGGACCUGUCUGACGUGUCGUGUAAUUUAAGUAAAUUUCCAUUUUAGGGCACUGCAUCAUCACAGCAGUAUAUUGGCAGUUGCAUAUGGUGAUUUUUGGGAAGAGCAGUACUGGUGUUGAGUGAGGGUUCUUUACCAGUCAGAUGCAUACAAAAUUUCACAGUUAACAAGAUUUUUUUUUUUUUUUUUUUUUUCCACAAAUGGAUGGUCUUAUAAUUGCGACUGCUUGCAUGUUAUUCAGUGUUUAGCUUCAAAUGUCGAUAGAAUGUGGGAAGCUCCAGUAAUGAUUGAUGGUAUUAUCUGUGAUUUCUGUGUCCUACUUAGGACAUUACACCAUUGUGAAAGAUUCAAGUAAUGGCUCCAUUUGCAUAGUUCAUUUAAUAAUGUGGCAAACUAAAUGGUGUGUGCUGUUAUUGGACUGUACAACUUGAGCUGUUACUUAAUUCUGCCAUUAAAUGUUCCACCUGAAGUAUUCUGUCCAGAUGUGUAAUUUACAUUUUGGAUGAGACUUUUUUAUGCAAAAAAUUGAAUAUCACACUUGGUGGGGACAAAUGUAAGUUCCCUUCCAUAAUAGCAAUAAAGUUUCUUGUAUAGUGAAA